UGGAAGGGGGAAGAGGUUUGUCGGCGCGGUUGUGGAGCGAGAGGGUGGUAUGGCCGGGAUAGCAGUAGGAAGUCGCACAGGCUUCUCUUCUGGAAGCAGGGCGCCUAUUGUCCCAUCCUCAUCUUACGCUGGACAGUUUGCAGACCGUAUUUGCCAAUACAGCUAGGGGUGGGCCGGUUUACAAGCACAAGAAAACUGAGGCUGGUGGUGGGAGUGGAAUGGGGCUGGGGAGGCAAGGAUAAGGUGAGCUGGUGACUUUUCCUGUAUUCUUCGCCCCCAGUCCUAUCAUCAGCUCACUCAGCCUUUCUUUCUUGCACUGUUUAGAAUCGUGGCCCCUAACGAACCGGGUGCUUUGGCCCUUUGAAGCCUCGGAAGCUGGUGGUGGAGGAGCUGCUCUGUGCAUCUGGGUACACUGCCAUCCGGGCAGGUGUGGAGAUUUGUAAGCCGCUCUAGCGCCUGCCGUAGUCCCUCGGAGGCUGGGCAAAGGAGCCCGGGAGGGCGGGGGACGGUGGGGUAAUUGGCAGACCUUGCCACGGCCCAGCAGAUCCUUCCUCCAACCUACUUGAUUCAAGCCUCUUGCGCUCCUCUUUUCUUUUCAAAGCCCCCUCAGCCCCUCAGCCAUACAGGCGAAUGCUGGGUGCAGGGCGCGUCCAUUCCAGCUGCAGCCCCUUUUCUUCCAUGGCCGGGUAUUAGCGCAGCGCUGGCUAGAAGCGCCGGGCGCCAGGCUGGCUGAGCGCAGAAGCACCCCUCCUUAGCUUCCCCCCGCCCCCCACCCCCAGCCUCUUCCCUCCUCCCAUCUGCCCGUCUUCCCCCACACCAGGCCUCUUGUGGCCCCCGCGCACCACUGCGGGCACUGAGGCGCUAACUCCCGGGGGAGCGCUCGCUGCCUUGGCUGCACCAGUAGCAGAUCGGGGGCAGAGCCAGUUGCGCCGGCCCCCCCCCCCCUCCACCUUCCCCGCAGCUCCCCCCUCCCUCCUCCUAGCCACCCCACCCCCUCCCGCCCGGGUCUCCUUUGUGCUGCUCUCGCUCCUCCUGCCUCCUCCGGCUCUGCGCCCUAAGGACUGAGGCUGCGUCAAGGCGGAGUAGAGGAGCUGCUAUUGCUGCUGCUGCUGCUGCUGCUGCUCUGGGCGCUGACAUAUCCUACACAGCCGCGCAGAAUUAGCUCUGAGCACAGGAAGAAGAAAGAAAGAGAAAAAGAGCAACAAAAGGCAUCUGCUCCAUCCUAAUCCUCCAGCCUUUCCCAAGUUCAGCGCCCAGCUCCUCCUCCGCCAUUGCUGCGUGUGUGAGUGCGCUUGGAGGUAAAAGCUUGGAGAAGCCACCCGAGAUCCUUGGGGGGUACUGACCGCCUUUCCCUCAGGAUGGUGAAACUGGGGAAUAAUUUCGCUGAGAAAGGCACAAAACAGCCCCUGUUGGAGGAUGGCUUCGACACCAUCCCCCUGAUGACACCCUUGGAUGUCAAUCAGCUGCAGUUCCCUCCUCCGGAUAAGGUGGUGGUCAAAACUAAGACAGAAUAUGAGCCUGAUCGCAAGAAAGGGAAAUUCCGAACUCCUAAAAUAGCUGAAUUCACAAUCAGCAUCACAGAAGGCGUUUCGGAGAGAUUCAAGGUGACAGUUCUGGUCCUCUUUGCCUUGGCAUUCCUGACCUGUGUUGUCUUCCUGGUCGUCUACAAGGUUUACAAGUAUGAUCAUACUUGUCCAGAAGGAUUUGUUUUUAAGAAUAAUCAAUGCAUUCCAGCAGGAUUAGAGAACUACUACUCCGAACAGGACUCCAAUGCCCGGGGGAAAUUUUACACAGUCAUAAACCACUACAACUUGGCCAAGCAAACUAUCACUCGCUCAGUGUCUCCAUGGAUGUCAGUGCUGUCAGAGGAGAAACUGUCAGAACAGGAGACGGAAGCAGCUGAGAAGUCUGCUUAGUGGGAUAGGCCCAUUCUUUACGAUAUGUCAUUUGAAGGUAACCAAGGGACUUUAAGGGACAUUUCAUUAAUAUAAUUAUGGAUAAUUUAGAGGUUACUCAUUUAUGGUGCAACUGCUUCUGUCUGCUGAUACUGCUUUGCAAAUCAAACUUGCUGCAGAACAUUCUUGGGCAUCAAAUCAAGCGCAUAUCAGCAUUGCUUAAAGAGCUCUAAUGACAUUCCCCACAAUAAGAAAUCCUCCUCAGUUAGCUAACCCAGAGAGGGCCCGGGAUUUAGUGGAUGUGGUCAGAAAACAAAUGUACACUGGAUUGGCCAGGUUUUGGAACUUCAGAUAAAUCAUGCAUUUUACCUGUCUGAAUGGAUACACCUGCUGUUUUUAAUCACCCCAGCCAUAAUUAGAGUGAUCUCUCAUUCAGUUCAGAGUGAGCUGAGAUUAAAAAAAUAAUUUCUUUCCAGCUCAAAUUCAGUGGUAGUGCUGACACCCAGGUCGUCUAGGAAUGCCUGGUUUUAGAGGCCUUCGGGGACCAUCAGGUGGCAUAUUUAAUCGCAUUUCCUCUUCUGUUGUUGAUUUGUAAGUGAUGAUGAGGUUCUCUGCACCCAGGCAUGCUCAAUGUGGUUUUCUUAUCCCUCUCAAGUGAACAUCACUGCAUUUCCUCUGUGGUUCUGGCACCUCGGUAAAGAGGUGAAUUGAAACACACAUGUGAUCGCUACUAAAAAGCAUGAACACAUUUCACUAUGAAUGUACUCGGAUGGUGUGAAUGCAUCUAGGAAAUGGAGGGUGUUCUAUUUAGAUCCUGGGACAACCCUCUUGGAUAGUGAGGAAACCCCUUUUUUUCUGUAGAUAGUCCAUGCUGUAAUUUAUCUGAUAGGAAAGGAAGUCUUUGGUCACACUGGUUCAUUUUUAUAUUCCAUUAGAAAUUGGUCUACACUGAUCUUACUGUUUGCAAGUUAAUUGUGAAACACUGUGGGGCUUGGGAGUGGGUUGGGGAGGGAGAUAAACAUGUAGUGGCUGUUUGAAUCUGAGCUUUUUGAAUUUCUGAAUUGCAAGAACUGAGACCAGGUCUAAUAACCCCGAAGAGAAAAGGAACAGGUUCAACGAAGACCAGUGUUGUACCUGCAGGUUCAAUUAGUAAAGUUCAUUUCACAAUCUCUGUAAGAAAAUCAUCUUUCAAUUUUAUUCUGAACAUCAAAUAUAUGUUUACAAAGUUGCCAGUUAGACAUAAUAAGUGUGUAAAACAAUUAAAUAUAAAAUGAUAUUCACAGAUUUUUUUCCCUCCAUGUUAUUUUGAAAGUGCUGUUUCUAGUGGACAUGUCAAAAGUUUCAUAGUUUUUAAUAGCUACAAAAAUAAACGGCAAACAGUAGUAGGUUGUUCUCCCAGAUUUAUAGUCAAACAAACAUGGUGAGCAUGGUCAAUCCUAUCUUAGGUCCCUUCAUUUUUCUUCUAAGACGAAUAUAUUUUAUUAUCAAGAAUGUUUCUAAACAAGGACCGUGCUUUGUUAAUUCUAUUGUUUUAAGUACCAAACAUACAAUGAGGGUUCACUGAACAGUUAUGUACUGUAAAAGACUCUGAAGGAUGUUGCUAAGCUGUGUGGAAUGCAUAAAAAGCAAUAAAUUCUGUGCCAAAACUUUUCCUGCAUAAAAAACCUGAAAUCCAUGUAAACACAUUAUUAAAACAAACCAUGUUUGUAUUUUUUAGUAGAUAAUAUACUUUAUUGACUGUAAAUCCAAUCGCAUGUAACUUUUGACAUUUUCACUCUGUGUAAAUAAAGUACAAUAAGGAUAUCA
This is a messenger RNA of Monodelphis domestica (gray short-tailed opossum), 3701 nucleotides long. RefSeq names its product neuronal vesicle trafficking associated 1 (gene NSG1). Gene Ontology annotation, cellular component: membrane; endosome. The record is from RefSeq and is a predicted model, not a curated record. Gene Ontology annotation, molecular function: clathrin light chain binding. NCBI's taxonomy places the organism in Eukaryota, Metazoa, Chordata, Mammalia, Didelphimorphia, Didelphidae. Gene Ontology annotation, biological process: clathrin coat assembly; endosomal transport.